Sinocyclocheilus rhinocerous is the source of this 704-nucleotide messenger RNA. Its product is annotated as fucolectin-like. The transcript is spliced from 3 exons. The record is from RefSeq and is a predicted model, not a curated record. The annotation marks the transcript as partial. Lineage: Eukaryota; Metazoa; Chordata; Actinopteri; Cypriniformes; Cyprinidae.
GAAAUCGUGCAGUAGGAGGAGCCGCAAUACAGUCUUCGACAUUUGCGGGCUGGUUUGCUGAAAAGGCCGUUGAUAGUAAUCGGGGCUUCCAGCAGUUGAAUACAACAUGCACCUCAACCCUUAAUGAGUCUAACCCAUGGUGGAGGCUGGAUCUGCGUGAUGUUUACCGAGUUAGUGAAGUGGUCAUCACUAACAGAAAUGACAGCUAUGCAGAACAAAUAAACGGAGCGGAAAUUUGCAUAGGAAUCUCUUUGGAGAACAACGGCAGCAACAAUCCCAUAUGUGCUGUUAUUUCUACUAUUCCAGCAGGUGAGUCCUACAAUUUCUCAUGUAAUGGGAUGGUGGGACGUUACGUGAUUGUUCGUAUUCCUGGAGAUUGGGAGAUUCUUAGUCUUUGCGAGGUUGAAGUCUACGGGUAUUUGGCAGAAAAUCUGGCAGUAGCUGGUGCUGCUACACAGUCAUCAACAUCUGAGAACUGGUUUGCUGAAAAAGCCAUUGAUCGAGGUCUCCAGCAGUUGUAUACGGGAUGCUCCUCAACUCUCAGUCAGACUAACCCAUGGUGGAGGCUGAAUCUACAUCAUAUUUACCGAGUUAACAGAGUGGUCAUCACUAACAGAAACGACUGCUGUGCAGAACGAAUAAACGGAAUGGAGAUUCACAUCGGAAACUCUUUGGAGAACAACAGCAACAACAAUCCCAUGUGA